AUGAGAAACUAUACAGGGAUAACAUUAUUUAUCCUUCGAGGACUAACAGAUGAUCCCCAACUAAAGAUUCUGAUUUUCAUCUUUUUCCUUUUCACAUAUCUUUCAAGUAUAAUUGGGAACCUGAUCAUAAUCAGCCUUACUUUGAUGGAUGCACAACUUAAGACACCCAUGUAUUUUUUCCUCCGAAAUUUUUCUGUUUUAGAAGUGGCAUUCACAACUGCCUAUAUUCCCAGAUAUCUCUACAGCUUGUCAACUGGGGAUGAUACUAUCACUUAUAAUGCUUGUGUUGCGCAAAUAUUUUUUGUCAUCCUUCUUGGGGCAACAGAAUUUUUUCUUCUGGCCACCAUGUCCUAUGAUCGUUAUGUGGCUAUCUGUAAACCUCUGCAUUACACUACUACCAUGAACAGCAAAGUCUGUAACCAGCUGUUACUGAGUUCUUGGUUGACUGGGUUUAUGAUCAUCCUCCCACCAAUUAGUCUGGGCCUUAAGCUGGAAUUUUGUGACUCAAAUGUCAUUGAUCAUUUUGGCUGUGAUGCAUUUCCCAUAUUAAAGAUUGCAUGUUCAGACACACAAUUCAUAGAGAAGAUUGUUUUGAUCUUUGCUGUGUUGACACUCAUAAUCACCUUAUUCUUAGUGUUUUUGUCCUAUGCAUACAUUAUCAAGACAGUUCUCAGAUUCCCCUCAGUGCAGCAAAGGAAAAAAGCUUUUUCUACUUGUUCCUCCCACUUGAUUGUUGUUUCUAUUACUUAUGGAAGCUGCAUUUUCAUCUAUAUCAAACCAUCUGCAAAAGAAGGAGUGGCUUUGAAUAAGAUAGUAUCAGUGCUCACAACUUCAGUUGCCCCUGUUAUGAACCCCUUAAUUUAUGCCCUAAGAAACAAGCAAGUGAUACAAGCUUUUAAGAAUUCAGUCAAAAAGAUUUUCUUUCUCUCAAAGCAAUAA
This is a messenger RNA of Antechinus flavipes (yellow-footed antechinus), 939 nucleotides long. RefSeq names its product olfactory receptor 6C2-like. The coding region runs from base 1 to 939 and encodes 312 amino acids. Gene Ontology annotation, biological process: G protein-coupled receptor signaling pathway. Gene Ontology annotation, molecular function: G protein-coupled receptor activity; olfactory receptor activity. Lineage: Eukaryota; Metazoa; Chordata; Mammalia; Dasyuromorphia; Dasyuridae. Gene Ontology annotation, cellular component: membrane. The record is from RefSeq and is a predicted model, not a curated record. The transcript has a single exon.